CUAAUCCUCUUCCGUAUCCUACAGCUUGGCUCCCAUAGUUCUAUAAAGGCAGUAAUUAAUCCAUAUAUGGGCACACACAGUUAGUGCCACGCCCCAAACACCUCCUCGUUUGCGGGCCUGCUGUGUCCUGUGGUCGCCCUGCCCCACUGCCAGGAAGUUCAGGAACUCGGUCACCGCCCCGGCCCCCCCUCAUCCAUUGUUGGGCGAAAGACUGCGACAUCGAAACGCCGUUGAUCGAAACUUUUCAGGUACCUGACCACUGAGGAUCUUUUGGUCUUUCUCUUGUGAACUUUUCAGUGUGUAAGUUGAGCAGACACACUUUGUGAGGCCAUCAGCUGGGAGGAACAUUAAACUGAGUCAGCGCGGAGAGGAAAAGGGAGGAAAACUUUUUGACUCCGUAAUUCUCAUUCCUCCAUUUUGAACUUUUAAACUCCAGUUUUCUAGUGGGCAGCACUCGAAAUCCAGACACUAUGACAACCAUCAACACAGCCAACAUCAACUUUAAAUGGGAUCCAAAGAGUCUAGAGAUCCGUACACUGGCAGUAGAGAGGCUGCUGGAGCCCCUCGUCACUCAGGUCACCACUUUGGUAAACUCCAGCAACAAAGGCCCAUCCAACAAGAAGAAAGGACGCUCUAAGAAGGCCCAUGUUUUGGCAGCAUCAGUGGAGACUGCCACACAGAACUUCCUGGAGAAAGGAGAGAAGAUCGCAAAGGAAAGCCAGUUUCUUAAGGACGAGUUGACUGCUGCUGUGGAAGAUGUCCGAAAGCAAGGUGACUCCAUGCGGCAGGCUUCUGGAGAGUUUGCAGAAGACCCCUGCUCGUCUGUGAAGAGGGGCAAUAUGGUUCGUGCUGCAAGAGCCCUUCUGUCGGCAGUCACACAUCUGCUGGUGUUGGCAGACAUGUCGGAUGUCUACAAACUUCUACUACAGCUCAAACUGGUGGAGGACAAUCUGAUGAAAGUGCGCAAUGCAGGAACAGAGCAGGACCUCGGGAUCCAGUAUAAAGCUUUGAAGCCAGAGGUGGACAAGCUGAAUCUCAUGGCUGCCAAGCGACAGCAGGAGCUAAAGGAUGUCCACCACAAGGACCAAAUGGCUGCCGCCCGCGGGGUUCUGCAGAGGAACAUCCCCAUGCUGUACACAGCGUCCCGUGCUUGCCUGCAGCACCCUGACGUGGCAGCCUACAAGGCCAACCGUGACCUGAUCUACAAGCAGCUGCAGCAUGCCGUCUCAGGCAUUUCUAACGCUGCCCAGGCUACUACCACUGAAGAUUCAGCACUCAGUCAGCCAGCAGGAGGUGGAGAGCUCGCCUACGCCCUCAACAAUUUUGAUAAACAAAUCAUCGUGGACCCCCUGGCGUUUAGCGAGGAGCGCUUCCGUCCAUCCCUGGAGGAGCGCCUCGAGAGCAUUAUCAGCGGUGCUGCCCUCAUGGCCGACUCAUCAUGCACACGUGAUGACCGCAGGGAGCGCAUUGUGGCCGAAUGCAACUCUGUACGCCAAGCUCUUCAGGAUCUUCUGUCCGAGUACAUGGGCAAUGCUGGAAGAAAGGACAGGAGUGAUGCUCUCAACACAGCCAUCGACAGGAUGACAAAGAAGACCAGAGACCUUCGCAGACAGCUGCGUAAAGCCGUAAUGGACCAUGUCUCUGACUCCUUCCUGGAGACCAAUGUUCCCCUCCUGGUCCUCAUUGAAGCUGCCAAGAAUGGCAAUGAGAAAGAAGUCAAGGAAUAUGCCCAGGUGUUCCGUGAACACGCCAACAAGCUGAUCGAGGUGGCCAAUCUGGCAUGCUCCAUCUCCAACAAUGAAGAGGGAGUGAAGCUGGUCCGCAUGGCAGCAUCUCAACUGGAAAGUCUAUGCCCCCAGGUGAUUAAUGCAGCGUUAGCCCUUGCUGCCAAACCCAACAGUAAGGUGGCCCAGGACAAUAUGGAUUUGUUCAAGGAGCAGUGGGAGAAGCAGGUCCGUGUCCUCACUGAUGCUGUUGAUGACAUAACAUCCAUUGACGACUUCCUUUGUGUGUCCGAGAACCACAUCCUGGAGGACGUGAAUAAGUGUGUCAUCGCUCUGCAGGAGAAGGACGUUGACGGUUUGGAUCGCACUGCGGGAGCAAUUCGAGGACGUGCUGCCAGAGUGGUCCAUGUCGUAACGUGUGAAAUGGACAAUUAUGAACCUGGAGUCUACACAGAGAAGGUCCUGGAGGCCACCAAGCUCCUCACUGACCAAGUCAUGCCACGGUUCACCGAGCAAGUGGAGUCGGCAGUGGAGGCCUUGAGUGCAAACCCCUCACUGCCAGUGGAUGAGAAUGAGUUCAUUGACGCGUCCCGUCUGGUGUAUGAUGGCAUCCGUGACAUUCGCAAGGCUGUCCUCAUGAUCAGGACUCCAGAGGAGCUGGACGACUCUGACUUUGAGACUGAAGACUUUGAUGUUCGCAGCAGGACCAGUGUGCAGACGGAGGAUGACCAGCUUAUUGCUGGCCAGAGUGCAAGGGCUAUCAUGGCUCAGUUGCCCCAGGAGCAGAGGGCAAAGAUCGCCGAACAGGUGGCUAGCUUCCAGGAAGAGAAGAGCAAGCUGGAUGCUGAAGUAUCCAAGUGGGACGACAGCGGCAACGACAUCAUUGUGUUGGCUAAGCAGAUGUGCAUGAUCAUGAUGGAGAUGACAGACUUCACCAGAGGGAAAGGGCCAUUGAAGAACACGUCUGAUGUCAUCAGCGCUGCAAAGAAAAUUGCGGAGGCAGGAUCAAGAAUGGACAAGCUGGGCCGCACCAUCGCCGACAAUUGCCCUGACUCCACAUGUAAGCAGGACCUGCUUGCCUACCUGCAGCGGAUUGCCUUGUACUGCCAUCAGCUGAACAUCUGCAGUAAAGUGAAGGCUGAGGUGCAGAACCUGGGAGGAGAGCUGGUUGUCUCUGGGUUGGACAGCGCCAUGUCCCUCAUCCAGGCUGCCAAGAACCUGAUGAACGCUGUGGUGUCCACCGUCAAGGCCUCCUACGUUGCAUCCACCAAGUACCAAAAGAACAAAAACAUGGAGGCCCUGAAUAUGCCAGCCAUCUCCUGGAAGAUGAAAGCUCCUGAGAAGAAGCCCCUGGUGAAGAGAGAGAAGCAGGACGACGGCCAAACCAACCGAGUCAAGAGAUCCUCUCACAAGAAGCAUGUGAACCCGGUGCAGGCUCUGAGCGAAUUUAAAGCCAUGGAUAGCAUCUAGACUCCCUUGUAUCUGAUUCAAGAGAACACACACACACACACACACACACACACACACACACACACACACACACACACACACACACACACACACACACACACACACACACACACACACACACACACACACACACACAUACACCACACAUCCUGACCAAUGAGUAUAAACAUAGAUAAAGCUUUUCAUUCGAUCAAAAUAGGAAGGUUUAUCACAUUUGUUCUACCUUUGCAUAGUUGGCUUUUCUGUUUGACCAAUUAUAUUCCUACACUGCCUCAUUUUUAUUCCACAAGUUCACGUUUGAUCUGGUCUGUAGCAUUAACUGGCUCUGAGCAGUUAGAGGGAAAUCAACUGGAGGAAGGCAUUUUGUUUUUUAUCUUUGUUCCUGUGUUUAUGGGAGGAAGAGGAGUGAAUAUAGUGGGUAUUAUCAGAACUAAUUCCAAGAGGCUUUUGUUUUGUAUUCUAACCAGUUUUAUAGUUCCUACUGUGGGGUCUCUGGUGUUUUCCACUAAAGUGUUUGAUAAUUGCAAGAUUACUUCUGUUCUGCAACUAUCAACUAUGCAAAAUCUCAACUGCCUUAUUUUAACCUGAGCAAUAACUGUAGAUCAAGUGGACGUGCUGGGCUAACUGGUAAUAUUUUAAAUGUGUCUGGUUUAACUUUAAGCAACCAAUGUCAAUAUAUUUCCGUGUGCCUGUACCUUUAUAACUUUAAACAUUAAUGAAAAAUCAGUUUAAACUGACUCUAAACACUAUUAUCAGAGCUGAGUGAUGAAUCAUUUGUAUACCCUUUAACAUAUUGUCUGUUAAAUGUCAUUUCUUCAUAAUUUAAGCAUCUUAACUUGUAUUUCUUUUUUAUGUUUAAUCAUUGGAGCAAUCAGAAGACGACUCCUCCCAGCCUGCUGUUUGCUGUUUACUGGGUACAUUUGUUUGAUUGAAUGAGUCACACAGAUCCACCAUGUCUAGUCAAACUUUUGAAAUAUACCCCCCAACUCUUCAGAGUAAGAGGGAUCCCAGUGGACUCAACAAUUAGUAGACCCUGUGUCCAUACUUGUGUAGCUGACAAAGCUUCAUUAAGUGACAAUGUGACCAAACACCUUCACAAACUAAGACCACAUCCAAAUUGAGGGAUCAAUAUGUUUUCUUUACACAGCUUAGACAGAGAGGAGAGGAUUUCCCUGACUUUAAACUCAUCCUGAUUGUUUAUACUCCUUGUCUUUGAGCUUGAACACUAAUAAGGACUUUACUUGUGAACAAUCUUGAUAAAAAACUAGAAACAGGUUGCUGGGUGUUAGAGCUUUAAACUUUGAAAGAGGAUGUUUUUGUACUUCAGGUAACAAUGGUGGUGAUUUAGUUGCUCUGUGCAGCAGUCAUAUGUUGUAUUACCCUGAAUAGGGGUGCAUCGGUGUACAGCAAGGCUUUGAAAUUCUGCUACUAUUGAUGUGUGUGAACUACAGUGGGAUUGGCAUGGUAUGGUUAUUUGAUAGUUUUUAUUUCACUGUAGAAUCAAGCAUUUCCAGCAUGUUCUUCAUAAAGAUUAUUUCCUCAGUUUGUCUUUUUUCCUGUAUUUGAGUUUUGAAUUUGAAUCUUGAGUGAUAUCAAACUACUUUGCUGUGGACAUUUUGUUAUUGAGAGCUGACUUAUUAGUGCACACGUUUCUUGUAUUCAUGUGCCUGCUUUAUAUCUUAAUAAACAAAUAAAAGGAA
Notolabrus celidotus (New Zealand spotty) is the source of this 4894-nucleotide messenger RNA. It is a transcript of the gene ctnna1, whose product is annotated as catenin (cadherin-associated protein), alpha 1. Bases 471 to 3194 code for a protein of 907 amino acids. The record is from RefSeq and is a predicted model, not a curated record. NCBI's taxonomy places the organism in Eukaryota, Metazoa, Chordata, Actinopteri, Labriformes, Labridae. Gene Ontology annotation, molecular function: actin filament binding; beta-catenin binding; structural molecule activity. Gene Ontology annotation, biological process: cell-cell adhesion; cell migration. The transcript is spliced from 18 exons. Gene Ontology annotation, cellular component: adherens junction; actin cytoskeleton; catenin complex.